AUGGCAAUGAAGGAAUGUAAAUGCAUGAGAGCCAAAGUAUGUGAGUAUAAGGGAGUGACAGAUGUACUGUGUGAAGCAUGCAGCCAGUUAGGAUGGAAGACACCAACAAAGAUCCAGGUAGAAGCUAUUCCAGUUGCACUCCAAGGUCGGGACAUCAUUGGCUUAGCAGAGACAGGAUCUGGAAAAACAGGGGCUUUUGCUUUGCCCAUCCUUCAGGCAUUAUUAGAAACUCCCCAGCGCUUCUUUGCUCUGGUGCUUACACCCACCCGGGAGUUAGCCUUUCAGAUUUCCGAACAAUUUGAGGCUCUUGGAUCUUCCAUUGGUGUCCAGAGUAGUAAGUAGUAUGGCUACAAGACUUCAUAUGAAUAUAAAACAUCGUGAAAUUUAAGAGAAUAGGUGCAAAAGCAUCUUUACUAAACAUU
Messenger RNA from Protobothrops mucrosquamatus (brown spotted pit viper), 422 nucleotides. Its product is annotated as probable ATP-dependent RNA helicase DDX47. The transcript is spliced from 3 exons. The record is from RefSeq and is a predicted model, not a curated record. The coding region runs from base 1 to 342 and encodes 113 amino acids. NCBI's taxonomy places the organism in Eukaryota, Metazoa, Chordata, Lepidosauria, Squamata, Viperidae. Gene Ontology annotation, molecular function: ATP binding; nucleic acid binding.